UUUUUCUUUUUUGUUUUGUUUUUGUUUUUCUGUUUUUUUUUUUUUUUUUUUUUUUGUUUGGUUUGGUUUGUUUUUCCUGUUUUUAUAUUUUUUUUUUUUUUUUUUUUUUUUUUUUUUUGUCUCCUCUUUUCCAGACUUCAUUUUAUGGCAGAUUCAGGCACUUCCUGGACAUCAUCGACCCUCGCACUCUGUUUGUGACUGAGAGCCGCCUGAAGGAAGCGGUGCAGCUUCUGGAGGAUUACAAACACGGGACUCUGCCCCCAGGAGUCACCAACAAAGAGCUGUGGGGAGCUCAAAAAAUCAAACAGGCCAUCAUCCACCCCGACACCAACGAGACCAUCUUCAUGCCCUUCCGGAUGUCAGGUUACAUUCCCUUUGGAACCCCCAUUGUUGUUGGUCUUCUCCUGCCCAACCAGACCUUGGCCUCCACGGUGUUCUGGCAGUGGUUGAACCAGAGCCACAACGCGUGCGUGAACUAUGCAAACCGCAACGCGAGCAAGCCUUCUCCGACAUCCAAGUUCAUCCAGGGCUACUUGGGAGCUGUCAUAAGUGCUGUCUCAAUAGCAGUGGGCCUUAAUGUCCUGAUCCAGAGAGCAAACAAGUUCACCCCAGCCACUCGGCUCCUGAUCCAGAGGUUCGUGCCAUUCCCUGCUGUCGCCAGUGCCAACAUCUGCAACGUGGUCCUGAUGAGGCACACGGAGCUGGAGGAAGGGAUCGAUGUGCUGGACAGCAGUGGGAACGUCGUGGGCUCUUCCAGAGUCGCUGCCAAACAUGCUCUGCUGGAAACAGCCCUGACCAGAGUGGUCCUGCCCAUGCCUAUACUGGUUCUACCUCCCAUCAUCAUGUCCGUGCUGGAGAAAACUUCGCUCCUGAGGUCCCGGCCCCGGAUGGUUCUCCCGGUCCAAAGCCUCGUGUGCCUCGCUGCCUUUGGCCUGGCCCUGCCCCUGGCCAUCAGCCUCUUCCCGCAGAUGUCCGAGAUCGAGACGUCUCAGCUGGAGCCGGAGAUCGCCAUGGCCACCAGCAGUAAGACUGUGGUCUACAACAAAGGGUUGUGAGUGCCAG
This is a messenger RNA of Cinclus cinclus, 1062 nucleotides long. It is a transcript of the gene SFXN5, whose product is annotated as sideroflexin 5. The transcript is spliced from 13 exons. Lineage: Eukaryota; Metazoa; Chordata; Aves; Passeriformes; Cinclidae. Gene Ontology annotation, biological process: mitochondrial transmembrane transport; citrate transport; monoatomic ion transport. Gene Ontology annotation, molecular function: citrate transmembrane transporter activity; monoatomic ion transmembrane transporter activity. Gene Ontology annotation, cellular component: mitochondrial inner membrane. The coding region runs from base 345 to 1055 and encodes 236 amino acids. The record is from RefSeq and is a predicted model, not a curated record.